This is a messenger RNA of Rhopalosiphum padi (bird cherry-oat aphid), 552 nucleotides long. Its product is annotated as receptor expression-enhancing protein 5-like. Lineage: Eukaryota; Metazoa; Arthropoda; Insecta; Hemiptera; Aphididae. The record is from RefSeq and is a predicted model, not a curated record.
ACAUUUUUAAAAAUAAAACCGUACAACAAUGAACGGCCAAUGGCGGCGGCGAACGUAUUGUCCGCGUUGAACGCGAUCGACGCCACCUUGCGCGACACCACCAAACCGUGGCAAAGCCCGUUCGCCUGGGCCGAGGAACGGAGCGGCAUCAGCCGUCUGAAGAUCUUCCUCGGCAUGGUUUGCGCCGUGUGCAUGUUCCUGAUCACGGACAGCCUGUGCGCGAUGCUGGUGAGCGACCUGCUCGGGUUCGUGUAUCCCGCCUACAUGACCACUGCGCUGAUAAUGCACUCCGCCGGAGAGUUGCCGGCCGGCAGGCCCGCCGACGACCGCGGCGCGUCCGUGUCGCCGACCAACAGAUGGUUUAUGUAUUGGAUAUUGUUAGCCACCGCGUUGACGGUACAGCAGCUGUGCGGUGGCCUGCUGCGGUUGGUGCCGUUCUACUGUUUGGUCAAGACCACGUUUUUCGCGUGGUGCGCCGCGCCGAUCGAGGCUAAUGGGGCCGCGUACGUGUACGUCGUUGUCGUCCGCCGUUUUUUUAGCCACGAACACUAG